Molecule: messenger RNA, 2355 nt
Organism: Saccostrea cuccullata (small rock oyster)
Lineage: Eukaryota; Metazoa; Mollusca; Bivalvia; Ostreida; Ostreidae
Exons: 9
Coding region: 256-1950 (564 amino acids)
Source: RefSeq, a predicted model, not a curated record
CUAAUAUUGCAAAUUUCAAUCAAAACUUUGCAUAAGUAGAGAAUACUAGUAUUGUAUUCUCAAGUAACUUUAUGUCGCUAAUUUUAUUAAUUUGCCUGUGUGGCAGUCGGCACUACAGGCGCUGCUAAUUAUUGUACAAAACUAGUGAUCACUAUUGGAUGAAAAAAAGUGCCUUCUCAGCCAAGAGAAUACAAGGGACCACAAACUAGCCUAUUUUACCAUUGACCACUCUAGGACUUACAGUGAAAUCCUGCCAUGGAAAAAAAAUCUGGAAUGGCAUCAUCAAAAUCGAAAUCUUCUAAAACUCCUCAACGAAGGGAUGAAAAUCUCCAGCAAUAUCAGGGAGAAAUGUCGGAUGAAGACUCCCCAGGGAUACCUCAGGGUCAGGGGGCCUCCAGCUCCUCCUCACCAUGGGAGAAGGAUAGCCCUGCUGUCAGCAUGGUCAUGAGGGGCCCCAUAUCUAGCAGAUCAGGGAGGUCUACUAAGCAGAGAGAGCUAAAGAAAAAAUCUGAGGCACAGGAUGGAACAUUCAUGGAGUUCUUGACGGACAAAAAAUGGCUUGCACAGAUCAUUAUUUUGGGAUUAGUCCAAGCGUCGAUGACAUAUGCUGUUCAUAGUAGGCUUCAAGGAAGUAUCAAGGAUUUAAAAGCCUGUAGCAGAAGUUCACCUGAGACAGACAAAUCAAAAUUACAAUGUUCAGACUGUAUGUGUAUAGCCACCGAUGGAUUUUCAUCAUCAGAAUUUAAAAAUAUUAUAAAGAAUCAGAAUACAUUGUCGAAUGAGUUGGACCAGAAAACAAAAGAACUUGAAGAUAUGGAAAAAAGACUUGCAGGAAUAGAGAACAUGGUUUCAGAGUUCCCUAGUCCAGAUGACAUGAAGUAUACUGUAGAGAAAUUGAAAGAUUCAAAAGUUGUAUCAGAAAAUCUUCAAUCAGAUAUAACAUCUUCCCUGGAAAAAUUCAUUGAGUCUAGGUUUCAAGAUAAAUUUGAGAGUAUUGAAAGUAAUAUGGGCAAGAAAAUAAAAGAUGAAGUCCAAAAAAAGAGUGACCACGUUGAUAACAAAUUACUGGACAUUCAAGAAAUUUUCAAAGAACAAGUUAAUAAGUCAGAAGUAAAAAUGGCCAGUCUUAUUGAGGACGAAAAGUCUGAGAGGACAACAAAGCUUAAAGAAUUAGAGGGAAAUGUGACUGAAUUAAAAACUUCAGCAUACCAAAACUUUACUGAAGUAGAAUCCAAAUAUAGAGGAGUGGAAGGUCAACUAAAAUAUUUCUUCAGUGAAAUUAAAGAUAUCAAUAUCUACAUCGUAGGAUUUCUGUUAGUUCUGGUGAUGGGUGUCAUUUUUGUUGCCUAUAAAAUCCUGCUUCCAAGAUUACCUCCAGGUGGGGACCAGAUAAGACAGGUGACACAAGUCCGUGAUCCACCACCGAGGUCCAGGGUGGGAGGACAGGGUACUCCAGUUGAUAUUGAUAGAAUCACCAAGAGACCACUAGAAAGAAGCAUUGGAAUUAUUAGUUUUAACACUUCUACACAGCAGUUUCAUCAAAAUCUGAUUAAUAAAGUUCCUAAGCCUAGGUCUAUGGAUGUACAUCCUGGCCCUAUCCAAUGUUUGAAUGAUAUCCUAAGAAUUAAGCCCUCUAAGGUUGUGUUUGUAUUUGUUGACUUUAACGAGAGGAACAUCAUUCUGGAGGACCCGGAGACAGAAAUAGGUGACCUCCGCAGACUGACCACUCAAGGACUCCUCAACAUGGGAUCUGAUGUUUUUGUUGUGUAUGUGAGGGAUAGAGGCUCGGAGACUUUAGGACCAGGCCAGCUGUACAACCCCCAGCUUCACUCUAUUGGACAUCACUCUCUACUCUCCCAACUCAAGGAGAGAAACCGAGUGUUGUCCGUCUAUAACAGCUUCCUCCCACACCAGGUCAAGUUCCUGGAGGACUCUCUCAAAAGGUUGUGAUUCCUUAUUCCGUGUGACUGCUGUGAUAUGUUUGUUAUCCACUCACAACCAAGUUGGAGGGGAUUUAGUAAGGCAAUAAUGUGUGUUCAUUUGUGAGUGAGUUAUUGAUGUACAAAGUGGAAGUUAUGUAAUUUGCAUCGGGAUGAAUGUUAAAUGCUGUCUUGAUUUAAAGAUAUUCUCUUUGGAAGAGGAUGUUCUGCUUUUCUAUGCCAUUGCUUUAUAUUUGUGACAUUUCAAAUGAUGUGGUAUUCUUACAUGUAUUUUGGUAAUUUACUUAGAGAAAUAGAAAGAAAAUGCUUUGUGUUUAAAAUCAUGUACUCAUUGACAAUAUAUUAAAUUUUGAGCAAUGAGAUCUAUUUAAUAUAUUCUUUCCUUGUUGUUUUAAUUGAAUUUGCUGCAAAUGUU